AUGAGUGCUAAACGAAAAUUAACAACUUUAACUUUACAAGAAAAGUUCGAUGUUAUUAACACGGUAAAAACUGGGAUGAAGAAAAAAGACGUAGCAGCUCAAUACGGGAUACCUGCUAGUACUUUAUCAACCAUAAUUAAAAAUGAAGCUGAAAUUUUAUUAAGGUACGAGAAAAGUGGAAACAUAUCAUACAAAAGAAGACGAGUGGCUGAAUUUCCUGACCUUGAAGAAGGUCUACUGACCUGGUUUAAGCAGUGCCGCGACAAAAACAUAAGUGUAUCUGGUCCUGUUUUACGCGAGAAGGCUGAAGAAUAUUCGAAACUGCUUGGACACAAUUCUUUUCGUGCUAGUAAUGGCUGGUUGAAUGAGAAAUGCUAUGGUGGAAAACAUAGCAAAGAGCGAUUGACAAUAUUGCUAGCAACAAAUAUGACAGGAUCAGAAAAAUUGAAACCGUUAGUUAUUGGGAAAUCUAAAAAACCACGUUGUUUUUCUGGCUGUAAAUCUUUGCCAUUGGACUAUGAAGCUAACACGAAAGCCUGGAUGACAUCUGAAAUAUUCAAGGAAUGGCUACUGAAAAUUGACAAAAAAAUGAUUAAGGAUAAACGUAACAUAUUGCUUUUCAUUGAUAACUGUACAGCUCACAACGUAAUUCCACCAUUAAAAGCCAUAAAAGUUAAAUUUCUGCCACCGAAUACGACAUCUAAACUACAGCCCCUAGAUCAAGGAAUAAUUAAAAAUUUCAAAUCCUAUUAUAGAAAGGAAGUUGUAAGAAAACUUAUAGGUGAUAUGGAACAACAUUCAAAUUCACCUAUUACUGUACUGCAGGCAAUGAGGAUGGCAGAUAAAGCGUGGAGGAGUGUAUCUGCAAGAACAAUAUCGAAUUGCUUUAACAGUUGCGGAUUUUCGAUGCCACUUAAUACGUCUACUCCUGAAGAUGUUCUCGAAGAAGUUCUUGAAGAUGCUAAUUUAGAUGAAUUACAAGCAGAUUAG
Molecule: messenger RNA, 990 nt
Organism: Microplitis mediator
Lineage: Eukaryota; Metazoa; Arthropoda; Insecta; Hymenoptera; Braconidae
Product: tigger transposable element-derived protein 6-like
Exons: 2
Coding region: 1-990 (329 amino acids)
Cellular component (GO): nucleus
Molecular function (GO): DNA binding
Source: RefSeq, a predicted model, not a curated record